GUGUUCGUGGUCCCUCGGGUGAAAGAGAAAGCGGGAGCUGCGCGGAGAGGGAGCGAAGAGCGGGGCUGAGGCGGCGCCGUCACUACCCGGGGAGAGAAAAAACCCGACACCUCCGUCCCGCCGGGCUAGGCGGCCGCGGCGGCCCCGCCCCCAGAGCUGGCUCUCCGCGGCUGGAGGUAGAAGCCAUCCGGAACCCGAGGGAGCGGCGCCUCUGGCGAGUCGCCGGCCACCGCCCCCUCUCCCGGAGCGGCGUGAGUCGGAGAGUUGAAGGGUUAUCUGGUAUUUAUGUCUUAUUGAUAAUGGCAGAACAUCCACCGCUACUGGAUACAACUCAGAUUUUAAGUAGUGAUAUUUCUCUUCUGUCUGCUCCUAUUGUAAGUGCAGAUGGAACACAACAGGUUAUUCUGGUACAAGUUAACCCCGGGGAAGCAUUUACAAUAAGAAGAGAAGAUGGACAAUUUCAGUGCAUUACAGGUCCUGCUCAGGUUCCAAUGAUGUCCCCAAAUGGUUCUGUGCCUCCUAUUUAUGUGCCUCCUGGAUAUGCCCCACAGGUUAUUGAAGACAAUGGUGUUCGAAGAGUUGUUGUAGUUCCUCAGGCACCAGAGUUUCACCCUGGUGGUCACACAGUCAUCCAUCGUUCCCCACAUCCUCCCCUGCCUGGAUUCAUUCCUGUUCCAACCAUGAUGCCCCCUCCACCACGCCAUAUGUACUCACCAGUGACUGGAGCUGGAGACAUAGCAACACAGUACAUGCCACAGUAUCAGUCUUCACAAGUAUAUGGAGAUGUAGAUGCCCAUUCUACACAUGGAAGGUCCAACUUUAGAGAUGAAAGAUCUAGCAAGACAUAUGAACGUUUGCAGAAAAAAUUAAAAGAUCGCCAAGGAACACAAAAAGAUAAAAUGAGCAGUCCACCAUCAUCACCCCAAAAAUGUCCUUCUCCCAUAAAUGAGCAUAAUGGUCUUAUAAAAGGGCACAAUGCCAGUGGUAUAAACACAGGAUCAGCAAGAAAUAAAUCAGGGAGAGGGAAAUGUGGGACACAAGUUGAUAUAGAAAUAGAAGAAAAAGAUGAAGAAACUAAAGCAUUUGAAGCACUUCUUUCCAAUAUUGCUAAACCAGUGGCCUCAGACAUCCAGGCAAGAACCAUAGUACUGACCUGGUCAGCACCUUCCAUUUUCCUCAAUGGCGAAACAGAUGAGACUACUGUACCAGAGCUCUAUGGUUAUGAAAUUCUGGUCUCAAGUACUGGGAAAGAUGGGAAGUACAAGAGUGUUUAUGUAGGAGAAGAAACAAGUGUCACGUUAAAUGAUCUGAAACCAGCCACAGAUUACUACGCAAAAGUACAGGCAGAGUCCAAUUCUAUAAAGGGGACUCCUUCAGAAGCUGAAAACUUUACUACCUUGAGCUGUGAGCCUGAUGUACCUAAUCCACCAAGAAUAGCCAACCGGACCAAAAACUCACUCACCUUGCAAUGGAAGGCACCUAGUGACAAUGGUUCUAAAAUCCAAAGCUUUAUCUUAGAAUGGGAUGAGGGAAAAGGAAAUGGAGAGUUUUGUCAGUGUUAUGUUGGCUCACAGAAACAAUUUAAAAUUACUAAAUUGUCUCCGGCAAUGGGUUGUAAAUUUAGAUUAUCAGCCAAAAAUGACUACGGUUCAAGUGGCUUUAGUGAAGAAGUCUUAUAUUACACCUCAGGCUGUGCCCCGUCUAUGCCAGCAAGUCCUGUACUAGCUAAGGCUGGGGUUACUUGGCUGUCCUUACAGUGGAGUAAACCCUCAGGAACACCAUCAGAUGAAGGAAUUUCUUAUAUAUUAGAGAUGGAGGAAGAAAGUUCAGGAUAUGGUUUUAAGCCUAAAUAUGAUGGAGAAGAUCUUGCUUACACAGUGAAAAAUCUCAGACGUAGUACAAAGUAUAAAUUUAAGGUUAUUGCUUAUAACUCAGAAGGUAAAAGUAAUCCAAGUGAAGUAGUAGAGUUUGCUACCUGUCCUGAUAAACCAGGAGUACCUGUAAAGCCUUCAGUUAAAGGAAAGAUACAUUCACACAGUUUUAAAAUAACUUGGGAUCCACCAAAAGACAGUGGAGGGGCACCUAUCAAUAAGUAUGUAGUGGAGAUGGCAGAAGGUUCUAAUGGAAACAAAUGGGAUAUGAUCUACAGUGGUGCUACUAGGGAACAUCUUUGUGAUCGACUGAAUCCAGGCUGUUUCUAUCGUUUACGAGUUUACUGCAUUAGUGAUGGAGGACAGAGUGCGGUCUCUGAAUCUUUACUUGUGCAGACUCCAGCUGUGCCUCCUGGCCCAUGCCUCCCUCCCAGAUUACAGGGUAGACCCAAAGCAAAAGAAAUACAGUUGCGAUGGGGACCCCCUCUGGUUGAUGGUGGAUCGCCUAUUUCUUGUUAUGGAGUAGAAAUGUCUCCUACAGAAAGAGAUGAACCCAGAGAAGUUUACCAAGGUCCUGAAGUAGAAUGUACAGUGAGCAGCCUUCUUCCUGGAAAGACGUACAGCUUCAGAUUGCGUGCAGCUAACAAAAUGGGGUUUGGACCAUUUUCAGAAAAAUGUGAUUUUACGACAGCCCCUGGGCCACCAGAUCAAUGCAAGCCCCCUCAGGUGACAUGCAGAUCUGCAACUUGUGCACAAGUGAAUUGGGAGAGUCCUUCGAGUAAUGGAACUGAUAUAACUGAGUAUCGACUGGAGUGGGGAGGAGUUGAAGGAAGUAUGCAGAUAUGUUACUGUGGACCUGGCCUCAGUUAUGACUUAAAAGGACUUUCACCAGCAACUACCUAUUACUGCAGAGUCCAGGCUCUGAGUGUGGUGGGUGCAGGCCCAUUCAGUGAAGUAACAGCCUGUGUGACUCCACCGUCAGUUCCUGCCAUUGUGACUUGUCUUCAGGAAAUAAGUGAUGACUAUAUAGAAAGUCCCUAUUAUUCACCUUCUUCAUGCCUUGCAAUAAGCUGGGAAAAGCCUUGUGACCAUGGCUCAGAAAUCCUUGCCUACAGCAUUGAUUUUGGAGAUAAGCAGCCCUUAACAGUGGGAAAGAUGACAAGCUAUAUUAUAGACAAUCUGCAACCAGAUACAACAUACAGAAUACGAAUUCAAGCCUUGAAUAGCCUUGGAGCUGGUCCUUUCAGCCAUAUGAUAAAAUUGAAAACUAAACCCCUUCCUCCUGAUCCACCUCGUCUGGAAUGUGUUGCCUUUAACCACCAGAACCUUAAGCUGAAAUGGGGAGAAGGAAAUCCAAAGACAUUGUCAGCAGAUUCUGUUCAAUACCACCUUCAAAUGGCAGAUAAGAAUGGAAGGUUCAUAUCCUUGUACAGAGGACCGUGUCAUACGUACAAAGUACAAAGACUUACUGAGUCAACAUCCUAUAAAUUCUGUAUUCAAGCUUGUAAUGAAGCUGGGGAAGGUCCCCUCUCCCAAGAAUAUAUUUUCACCACUCCAAAAUCUGUCCCAGCUGUCUUGAAAGCCCCCAAAAUAGAGAAAGUAAAUGAUCACAUUUGUGAAAUUACAUGGGAAUGUUCACCACCAAUGAAAGGUGAUCCAGUUAUUUACAGUCUUCAAGUUAUGGUGGGAAAAGAUUCAGAUUUCAAACAGAUUUACAAAGGUCCCGACUCUUCAUUCCGGUAUUCCAGCCUUCAAGUGAACUGCGAAUAUCGCUUCCGCGUGUGUGCCAUUCGACAGUGCCAAGACCCUGUGGGGCACCAGGACCUAGUAGGCCCCUACAGCACCACAGUGCUCUUCAUCUCCCAGAGAACAGAAGCGCCAGCCAGCACCACCAGAGACACUGUGGACAGCACCCGGACCCGACGCGCACUUAGCGACGAGCAGUGUGCUGCAGUCAUCCUUGUGCUGUUUGCCUUCUUUUCCAUCUUCAUUGCCUUUAUCAUUCAGUACUUUGUAAUCAAGUGAAAGGAUAACCUUUUUUUUUAACACUGUAUUACCUUUUAUUUUGUCAUGUACUAAAAUUUCUCUGUUGCUUUUACAAAAACAGUGGCAUUUAACACUGGCAUUGAGACUAUAGCACAUCAUUUUUGCCAUUUCAGUGCUUGUAUCAGUUAGGUAGAGGCUGGCACUUUAUUAGAAUGCAAGCCACAGAAGUACCAAUUUGGGGAGGUUUUGUUUAUUUUUUGUUUAGGUUUUUUCUUUUCUCCUUUUUUAUUUUUAGGUCUUUUUACUUUAUUUUUCUUCCUUUUAUUUUUUCUUGGUUGACAUGCCUUCCGGUAGAACAACCUUCCUACAAGGCAACAAUUUAUAAUUAAUAUUUCAACCAGUUAGCAUGAGUGUAAUAGUAAUGGCUGGUCUUUUUGUUUCAAAGAUUAUUACCAAGUGAAAAUUUCAGAAUGACUAGAAUUUACACUAACAUGCUAUUUAAAAUGUUAAAGUCUGAUGCUGUGAAAGCAAUCUAGUGCUAUAUUUCUACCUCCUCAUUUGUCUUAAUUAUUUGGUAAGUGGGAUUAUGAUGAAUAACUGGAGGGGCUUAGCAAACAAACUGGAUGAAAGAAUUGGUGUAACAAAAAGAAGCUUCCUGUUUGGUUAAUGUGGAGUUCUUCAUGACCAUUAUACAUGAAUUCACAGAGAAGUCAUAGAACGCACGGGCAGUUUACUUGACCUAAAAAUAUUUUAAUGUUUACUCAAAAAGUACUGCUUCAGGUCUUGGGAACAUGGAAAAGAACCAAGGACUUUUAGAUAGUAACUUUUUAAAACAUAAUCAUAAAAACAAACUCAGUUUCAAGGUAUUUGGUGUCCAUUAUAUGAACUUUUGAACUAUGUUUAAGUGUAUAAGAGGAUACAUGUACCUAAGUGGCAUAUAUAAACUAUCAAGUACAGAAAUCCACAUAGUCACUUCAUCUCUCUGGUACAGGCCAAUUCUGAAGAACUCCCAUAAGUUUUGCUGCUUCUACUGUAACUACUGCCAUCACCAUCAGAAUUCAUAAUCAAACCUAAUCUUUUUGUUUGGGGCACCAGAUCUGAAGACAAAAUUAAUUUGCACCAGUAAACUUUAAGCUGCUUUCUUUCUUGAAAACUAGUGUUUAAUGUAUAAUGUCUGUUUGGAUACUGUUCCAAAUUGUUGAUUGCAUGUGGUUAAUGUUGCACUUUGCAAUUGCAUAAUUCAUUAAUGUUUUGUGAGCUUGCAUUUGUGAGUCAUUGGAUGAUCAGAUGAAUUUUGUCAAGUAUCACAUUGUACAUCUUGCCUAGAUGUCAAUGACUGCCAGUAAUAAUACAGUUUGUAAUGAAAUUAUCUUAAAAUUCCUGUAUCACAUCUGUUAUCUGUAAAACACCUGUAACUAGCUUUCUUAAUUUAUUAUUUGAAUUUUAGGAUAGUGAAUCACUAAUUUUUAGUUGCUGAGGUUAGCAUUUUAGUGGUUACUAAGCACUUCUGUCAGUCUUUGAGGAAAGGAACAUUGUUUUGUGCUUUGAAGAUCUCUGAAGAAUUUCUCUUACAGUAGAUGGGCAUGUAUUGUAAUUGUUUUCUGUCAAAUGAUCUGUGCUGUGGAAAAAAAUAUUAACUUUUGUUAAAAAAAGAAGUGGAUAAAUUUGGCCUUUCCGAGUGGUAAGAAUGAUCUGUCACUAUAAUACACUAUAUGUUUACAUUUUAUUUAAUCUCUCCCAUGUGUAGAGUGAAAACUUGCCCCAAAACAACAUCAAUUGCAAUUGUUUUCUAAUAACUUCUUAAAAGUGCCACAUUUGGCAGUACAAAUGAGUUUGAGUGUAAGAGCCCAGAGAUUUCUAUAUAGUUGAAUGUCUAAAAUGGUAAAAAUGUGCCACUGUGGCAAGUUACCAGUGGCUUAUGUUUUUCAUAGUAAUUCAAAUGAAUUCCUAUUUUUGAUAGUAAAUGUCAUUUAAUAGUGUACUUUCCAUUGGAGCCUCACUGCAGAAUAAGUGCAGCAGAGAAAACAAUUUUUAAUGUAAUUCUUGAUUUUACCUCAUAUACUGUACAUUCCAAAAACUCUAAACUUUUUAAAGAUUAUAGAUACACUACCAAACAUAUCACUUUAAAAUUGUAUACGGCUGAACUUCAUACAAAUGGAAAAAGUAUAAUCUCAUUAAAAUACAUAUACUGUGUAGCAAAGUAUCUUUAAAAUCCAUGGAAAAUAAAAGUUGUAUCAUUCUUUUUUGAGA
Messenger RNA from Perognathus longimembris pacificus (Pacific pocket mouse), 6107 nucleotides. RefSeq names its product fibronectin type III domain containing 3A (gene Fndc3a). The transcript is spliced from 26 exons. Lineage: Eukaryota; Metazoa; Chordata; Mammalia; Rodentia; Heteromyidae. The record is from RefSeq and is a predicted model, not a curated record. Bases 300 to 3896 code for a protein of 1198 amino acids. Gene Ontology annotation, molecular function: protein binding.